Messenger RNA from Stereum hirsutum FP-91666 SS1, 921 nucleotides. Its product is annotated as NAD-P-binding protein. The record is from RefSeq and is a predicted model, not a curated record. The transcript has 6 exons. The coding region runs from base 1 to 921 and encodes 306 amino acids. Lineage: Eukaryota; Fungi; Basidiomycota; Agaricomycetes; Russulales; Stereaceae.
AUGGGCUUCUUGUUUUCUAAGCCAACAUACGACCCAUCUCGAGACAUUCCUGACCUGACAGGAAAGGUCGCGUUAGUGACUGGAGCAAACUCGGGGGUGGGCUUCCAGACUGCUUUGCAACUGGCGAAACGAGGAGCAAAGGUCUACCUUGGCUGCCGGUCUGAGUCUAGGGCUAGGGAUGCCAUUGACAGGAUGCGAAAAGAAACUCAUGGACUUGAUUUGGAGGAUAGGCUGGUGUGGUUGCCGCUGGACUUGUCUGUCAUGAGACUUGCCAAGAAAGCUGGGGAAGAGCUGCUGCAGAAGGAGACACGAUUAGAUAUUCUAAGUCACCACCUUGGUCAUUUCGUUCUCACAGAGACCGUGUUGCCUCUUAUGAAGUCAACUGCGCAACUGCCUGGAGCUGACGUGCGCAUUGUAGCUGUCAGCUCGGCGGUAUACAACCAAGCGGGAUCGAAGGACUUCUCUAGCCUGGAAGCUCUUAACUCUGUUCAAGGCAAACCCGGAAAAGAAAACACCUUUUUCACAAGGCUCUGGAGAUAUGGAACGACGAAGUUGCAGAACAUUCUCUGGGUAGCGGAGCUCCAGCGUAGACUCGAUGCCGAAGGAACUCCUAUAACCGUCUUAGCAGUCCACCCUGGGACCGUUGACACAGAGGGUCUCAAUGACAAUUCUCCUCGUUGGGUGUUAUAUCUUACCUACCCCUUCGCGAUCACCCCUUUACAAGGUGCAUUCACGUCACUCUUCGCCGCUACGUCGGCAGAGGUCGCGGCUGCGAGAGAGACGUACAAGGGGAAGUAUCUGGUACCGUUUGGCGAGGUGGGUGCAUUGACGAAGGAGGCGAGAGAUCCGGCUCUUGCGAAGACACUCUGGGAGACUUCGGAGAGUGUGGUGCGAGACGUAUUACAGAGACGGGGAGGCUAG